Molecule: messenger RNA, 1381 nt
Organism: Cynoglossus semilaevis (tongue sole)
Lineage: Eukaryota; Metazoa; Chordata; Actinopteri; Pleuronectiformes; Cynoglossidae
Product: transcription factor 7-like 2
Exons: 7
Coding region: 331-1329 (332 amino acids)
Biological process (GO): canonical Wnt signaling pathway; regulation of transcription by RNA polymerase II
Cellular component (GO): chromatin; beta-catenin-TCF complex
Molecular function (GO): RNA polymerase II cis-regulatory region sequence-specific DNA binding; DNA-binding transcription factor activity, RNA polymerase II-specific
Source: RefSeq, a predicted model, not a curated record
UCUGAGCCACUCUGUCUGAAACUUAAAAGAACUGGAUAGCAGAAGACUCUCCUCUCCUCUCCUCUGAAAAGCAGAAGAAUCAACAGAAGAAGGAACAUUCUAAAAGAAGGAACCAAAUGAGGAGGCCAACUGUUGUGGAUCACUUCAACAGAAUCAGUAAAAUUACUUGAAUGAAUCCUGCAAAGGUAUAUAAAUAAAUAAAUCAAAGAUCAAACAAAACUUUAAACGAUAGAAAUUUUCAGUCUGGGAUAUUUUCAAUAAAGGACCCCAUACCUUCUGGAAUACUUUCUGGAAUACUGAUAAUUUCAGGUGGAAAUAUUAGACAACAUCAUGAGAGGCUAUAGGGACCGAGUCACAAACAAUCGCUUCAGCAUGGAUCUGGACUCAGUCUUCCACAGGGUUAUUGACCAGAUGGAUGAGAAGGACUUGCUGGACACAGCCCACGCCAUCUACAAUGAAGUGUUGGCUGCUGCCCCCAACCCUCCUCCUCAUUUUCCUCUGCCUCGGCGUUUUCUGCCACCUCUUUUUCCUCCUCAUCUUCCAGCACACCCUCCUCCUCUGACUUAUGCUCAUGCUGCCCAUGCUGUUGGGUAUGGGUGUGACCCCCACCCUCCACCAGUGAGAGGCUGGAAUGAUGGCUAUGAUGGAUAUGUACCGGAAAAUGUUCCCUUUGGCUUGGGACACUCAUUAAUGGCUGAUCAAAUGCUGACUGUUGAGAGGCCAGCUACAGACAGUUAUUAUGCGGAUGACAUUUCAGAUGACACUGACGCCUGCCAGGGACAGGACGUGCAAUUGAUGACACUCCCUCAGAACCUGGGGCAGAACCUGGGGCAUCAUUUGACACCUACUGAAAAAGUCAGAGGUGAGCCCAUUGUGAUCUCUGAUGAAGAUACUGAAACUGAAGAAACACCAUUUCUUAAAACAAAACCUCCGUCGUCGGAAGAAUUAUUCACAUUGGGACAUGUCAGCGAUGGGGAUAAAAAUCACCCGUAUGUGAAGAAGCCUCCCAAUGCUUUCAUGCUGUACAUGAAGGACCAGAGGGCAAGCAUUGUGGCUCAACUGGACUCCUGUGAUAACGCAUUGGUGAACACAGUUCUUGGGAAGAGAUGGAGGUCGCUGUCGGACAGCGAACAAGCCAGGUACCAUGACAUGGCUGAAAAUCUAAAGAAGCUCCACGCUGAGAAAUACCCGUGGUGGUCAUCACGUCAGAACUAUGGCAAAAAGAGGAAACGGAUUAGGAGGAGGAACUAUCCCAUCCGGUCUAAUGAGCCCCCCAGUCCACCAUUCAUUGAUCGUUCUUACUCGCCAUCUACCUCCCAGACAAAAUAAUUUCUUUACCUGCAACUGCUGGAGUCAGUCCCACCUACCUCCAGGUUAAAGA